This is a messenger RNA of Pelobates cultripes (western spadefoot toad), 18159 nucleotides long. Lineage: Eukaryota; Metazoa; Chordata; Amphibia; Anura; Pelobatidae. The record is from the annotation of a GenBank genome assembly.
AUGUGCAACAGACCAGAAUAUAAAGGUCUGCUGUCUAUGACCUCAACGGCCAACGUUGUCUCUUUCUUUCUUAGGGAUGGUAAGUUGUCCUGACAAAACCCCGGUCUAUAAAGUUAUCAGCUGCUCCAGAAUCUAAGAGCGCUAGCACAUCUAUAAACUUUUCUCCCCAAGUUAAGGGGAUAGGGAGGAGUAAACGUUUGAGGCAGUAUAGCAGAUUCUGAUGUCACAUCCAAGGCCGGUCCCCUGAGCGAGCUUAGGUGCAACCGUUUUCCGGACGCACCGGAUAAGUCAAUCUGAGAUUCCCCUUCUGGUCACAAUGUAAGCAGAGACCCUCCUUUCUCCUAUAUUGUUUCUCUGCCUCAGAUAAUUUGGUCACCCCUAGUUGCAUGGGCUCAGUAUCCGUAGACAAAGAAGCAUCAGGUACUGAGGACCUAUCGUAAUGUCACGGGAGUCGUACCCCAACACAUAGGAAAGAGGAAACCCACAAAAAGUGAAUGUGAAAGGCAUAUGACCGAGCCUUAGAAUUGCUGGACUUAAUGUAUUAAUACAACAAGACACAGGAUCAAGAUAAAUCAAGGAAAGGAAUAACAGAAAUACUCAAGACAAAGCAGGGGUCAGGAUACCAGAAAUCACUAGUCAAAUACGAAGCCGGGGUCAGGAUACUAGUAAUCAUGAGUCAAAUACAAAAAGGGGUCAGAAUACCAGAAGUCAAAUACGAAGCUGAGGUCAAACACAAGAAAUCACAAGGGAAUCACCAGGAGCACUAAACGAGGAUCCAAACAGAAACCACGAUAGGGCAAAGAAUGGAGCCUAAAACAAACCUUAAAGGACCAGUAUAGUGCCAGGAAAACAUACUCGUUUUCCUGGCACUAUAAUGCCCUGAGGGUGCCCCCUCCCUCAGGGACCCCCACCCUCAGGGACCCCCUCCCGCCCGGCUCUGGAAGGGGGAAAGGGGUAAAAACUUACCUUUUUCCAGCGCUGGGCAGAGAGCUCUCCUCCUCCGAUCCUCUUCUCCUCCCCGUCGGCUGAAUGCGCACGCGCGGCAAAAGCUGCGCACGCGCGGCAAAAGCUGCGCGCGCAUUCAGCCGGUCACAUAGGAAAGCAUUCAUAAUGCUUUCCUAUGGACGCUGGCGUGCUCUGACUGUGAAAAUCACAGUGAGAAGCACGCAAGUGCCUCUAGUGGCUGUCAAUGAGACAGCCACUAGAGGAAAUAGGGGAAGGCUUAACCCAUUCAUAAACAUAGCAGUUUCUCUGAAACUGCGAUGUUUAUGAAAAAAUGGGUUAACCCUAGCUGGACCUGGCAACCAGACCACUUCAUUAAGCUGAAGUGGUCUGGGUGCCUAGAGUGGUCCUUUAAAUAGGCUCAAAAAAGGUCCCAUUGGUCCACGUCAUCUCUGCGAGCCCAAACAGAAUUGGGUCACCUAGAUGACGUGGUCCCUUUAAGAUAAUGACGUCAUGGCUUAUUCUUUUAUUUUUAGGGGUAGCAGUUCAUCUUGCAAACCAACAGAGAGAGUCGUUCGCGGGACAGAAGGUAAGUAUUAUAUUUAGGCCGUGUGGCCCGAGGACUGAGGCAAUGAGGCCACGCGGUGCUUUCUGCCUGCGUGGCUGGAGGAUCAGCGCGGGUGCCGGGUAAAGGUAAGUUUGUGACACCCAGGGGUUCCCAUCCCAGUCCUUAAGUAUCCAAUACCAUUCCAGGAUUUAGGGAUUACCCUGUUGUGUCUAAAGUGUUUUUCUUUUCUUUUUCUUUCUUUAUAAAAACACCUUAGACUCAACUGAUUAAUCCCUAAGUCCUGGACUCUUCGUGGGUACUUGAGGACUGGGUUGGGAACCACUGCCACAACCCCAUACCUUUUGCAGUAGUUGAGAAGUAUUGAUGCCUCUUUAUAAAGUAUCCUGUGUUAUUAACAUUAAGAAACAUUAUUUAAUGUUGUUUGCUAUAUAAAAAAUAAUGUUUAAAUGGAACGUCCUGCUUUGAGUAAUUGAGAGGAGGAAAAGGCCAGAAUCCGUGCAUGUGAUCAAUUAUCAAGAGAAAUUAUUGAGCAAACCAUUGAAGAAAUGGUUCCGAAACAGGAUUGUUCAUAUAUUGGAAUCCUUAUAUAUGUUAUACACAGGUUUUUUUUUCAGUUUCUCAAUGGAAGAUUUUCUCACUAAAACUAAUUACAUGUUCUUUACUGAGAGGGUAGUGGAUGCAUGGAAUAGCCUUCCAGCUGAAGUGGUAGAGGUUAACACAGUAAAGGAGUUUAAGCAUGCGUGGGAUAGGCAUAAGGCUAUCCUAACUAUAAGAUAAGACUAGGGACUAAUGAAAGUAUUUAGAAAAUUGGGCAGACUAGAUGGGCCGAAUGGUUCUUAUCUGCCGUCACAUUCUAUGUUUCUAACUCAGGACUUCAGUAACCUUCAACAUUCCAGAUAUUGUGGAUUACAUCUCCCAUCAGGCUUUGCUAGCAUUAUGGCUGUAAGAGCUUUAUGAGAAUUGUAGGCCACAACGUCUGUAGUGCCUACCCCUGUUCUUACCUGUUUCUUUAUCUAUGUCCAGAAUCAAGCUCUAAAGGUCUUUCCAUUAAAGCCUCUUGCUGUGAAGAACAUGCAGAACUUUACUGUAACCAAGCAACGAGUAUGCAGAAGUUCCUACAUCAAUGAUCACAUGGUGACCACUCCAGCAAUGUUCAAUCUAGAAGAACCAUCACCUGUCUUACGCAACCAUCCUCAUCCUUAAAUACAUGGAAUACUUGGUGAGACUUUACUAUGUUAUAUGUUGCUAUGUUAGUCCAAUCAUGUGUCUAUAUUUCUUUACUUAAUGGACUUUUUAUGUAACCCGUAUCCUUUCAAAAUAGAGGUCCACGGGUAAAGGCAAAAAAUAUAUAUUUAUUGGAGAUCAAAUGAACAAAAAAAAAAGUUGCGUUUUGGCAUAGAGGCCUUAAUCAGGUAUACAUGGCUAAGGCAUCUAGGCAGAAAUGUUGCAUCCUUUUUUUUUUUUGUCCUUUUUGAUCUGCAAUGAAUAUAUUUUUUGCCUUCAUCCGAUGUGACACCCGUAAAUCUCUUUUUAGUUGUCCCUGUUGGGCUGCAGGACCCCCUUCCACAGAGCUCCCAUAUAAACUUAUUUGUGUGCACCUCUCCAUUGACUUUACCUAUCCUUUGAAAGUAAUGCUUUUUACUUGAUUCUGGAUUAUUUGCAUUUGCAUUUUUUUCCACCAAUUCUGUUGUCACUGGAAUAGCGCAAACAUUUUGUGUGCAAACACACUGGAAUAGCGCAAACAUUUAGAAAAGCCAUUUACAAUUACUUCUGUAAAACCGAAGACUCUUUUAUGAUCAAACUUUUAUACUGAAAUGUAAAUGUAAACUGAGGGGGGUGUUGCCUGAGCUUAAUGGUGGCUAGACGCAACUCGAGGGUGCUCCUCACCUACUGAAAUUAACCUGAAUAAUUAUCGAUUGCAGAGUCUCUUCUCUAGCACCCUAUGCUACUUGUCUGCCUUCUGAACCCAGUGAUGUAUCUUGAAGGAAUCCAUGAAGCGCUGUCUACCUGUUUUCACUGAAGCUCCAAACAAGGCCUAGUGCACGCUUCGAGGAGGGGCGGCCACUCUCUUGUCCUGUACAACACAGCCCGAACUCAGAGUCCCGUAGCUGCCCCGUUUACCUCCCUCUGGGCUGCAGGGCAUAACCCGGUCUCCAUUGGGUCGCUAUACAUCUCCCUAAUGUAGCUGUUACAAUUCUCCAGCUUACCUUCGACAUGCAGUAGUUCUGGCCAAGAUGGAGCCACCACUGUUCCUCAAGCACACCACAUGUCACUCCAUCAAAAUGGCACCACUGUCGGUGCACCGCUAAAGCUUGAACGGAUCUUUGUUUACUUUCUGGACAGCAAUGAAUGAGCGGGCUCGGCCAUUGUCUAAUACAAGGAGGCCUACAUCCAUUCCUGAUGGCCAGGACCCGUCCUGUUGACCAAGGCAGCUUGAGUGGUUGCUGCAGAAGAAGAGGCACAGGAUGGCUUUGCAGCAGAGAUCUAUACUUCAUCACUUUGAACCCCACUUUUGCCACAACAUGGGCUGACAGCAGGCAAGCGAGCAUGCAUGCUCCUGCCACAACCUCAAGGUAUUGGAGGCCUGUGAACCAUAUUACCAACUACGCAGGCUCUGCAGUCUGUGGACAUGUGCUCUGGCAGUCUGGCUGGAAGUAGUGAUGUCUGUCCGGGGAAAAUAUUCCAAAGCGAUCUGUAUGCCUGGGCACGGUGGAGGGGCUCCAUUAGAUUGGCUGAAAACAGCGUUGGCUGGGACUCUCCCUUAAUGGGAAUAGAAUGAUCCCCUAUCCACACCUGCAGUUGGGCUGCUUCACUCAUGCAGUCACACACGGCAACUCACCUACAAAGUUAUUGAUGUUCUUUUCUGAUCUAUGAGAUUCUGUUUAAAUCUUUAGACCCAGUGGCAUAUAACUACCUUGAAAGUUAUGUACUGUACUAAAUCUCAACAUGUUUCUCUUUCUGCCUUGCCAAUAUAGAACAUUUCUGAUAUUUUUACAUAUAAAAAGUGCUGUAUCCUUGACACUUUGUUAAUUCUUAUUGUCAUCUAUUCUUUUUGAGAAAUGUCUAUAUAUUCUCUUUUUUGUUAUCCAGUGCACUCCAAAAAUAAAGAAUGAAAAAAAUAGAAAGUAGACUGUGUGGUUUAUUCACCAAAGAGCACAUUCUAGAGAAUUGAAAAACAAAUUGCUAAAUUUUGGCUUAUAUGACCAAUCCAGUAGUGGAAUUGGAGAAUGUUUAAAAAUCCACUAAUUUAACCUAGAUCCUAUUUUUAUUUUUAAAUGUGAGCAUUUUAUUUUCAUAUUAAAACUGCCCUACUUAUCAUUUUCCACAAUCCCUUGACCUGGUUUAUAUUUGGAUGAGUGAUUUCCUGGGAUGCCAACAAUAAGAUCUGCUCGUUCCCUGGGAGAGUAUUUUUACAAAUGCGGAAUCAUAUUGAUUUGUAAACCAAGUUGCACAAUUCAGUCAAAAAGUCCUGAUUUGGAAACAGAAAGGAUUACGAUCCCACAGAGCCCUAUGAAAGUAACGUGUUUAGGGCACCCCUUUAACCCCUUAAGGACACAUGACGUGUGACAUGUCAUGAUUCCCUUUUAUUCCAGAAGUUUGGUCCUGAAGGGGUUAAACACAAGUUCUGGGGAAAAGCUGCCCGCACUGGAUUGAAUACUUUGGGAUUAAACCGUUCAUUAACUGUUUUAACCUCUGAAGAUAUGCCAGUGCCAGGGACCUUGUGGCACCAUAACAACUUAUUUCCGAUAUGUUGUUAUGGUGCCAGGAGUGUCCCUUUAAAUCUGUUGAUUUUUUUAAUCUUUUGCUUGCUUUGCAUAUGUCAAUUAUGAAUGUACAAUAUUUUGCCAGCUUCACAAUGGAUUUAUCAAUCUUUCUGCCAUUUUUCUCACUUGAAAAGGGAUCGAUUUCAAUUCUCUUCUUUCCUCCUCUAAUGCAAUGUCUGUGUUUAUUCCUAGGUUUUAAAACACUCAUUGUUUAACCUUAAGCUUUUGGAGUAAUGAUCACAUCUAAUGAGAGAUUGGUAUGACACUGGUUAUUAUACACAAUGUGCGGUCCAGGUGAGAGGUCAGGGACAGAGCCAUAAUCUCACUGUAACAGCUUGCAUGCUGCAGGUGGAGUUUAGUUUGUCAUUUGCACUGCAGUGUGGCGUCUGUAAUUCUUCUUUACGUAACUCUACAUCCUCCAACUGAUCCGGAUUAAUAUCACCUGUCAGGUGAGGGUGACUGAGAGCUCAGAGAAUCAGGGAACACAUCCUGGCACGAACACACUUUACGUGCAGAUUGCGUACACCCCACAACAGGUGUGCACACGCUGAGUGCGUAGAAAAACUAUUUUACCCACAAGAAUGUCCUAGACCAGGGGUGCCCAAUGAGUAGAUCCCCAGAUGUCUUAAAACUACAGCUUCUGUGAUUUUGUCAUUCUAAAGACCUUCUAAACAUGUGCAAAGCAUCGUGGAGUUGUUGUUCUACAACAUCUGGGGAUCUACCUUUUGGGCACCCCUGUUCUAGAACCUCCCUUUGGUGGUUGUGGUUUUUGUUUUGAUAAAUAUUUGUUUGACGUGAUUAAAAAAAAUUAUAACCAAUAUGCAUGACCGUUAUUAUGGCAUUUACUUUCCACAUUUUCCAAAGAAAGUUUGCAUUGAGUCAAGUCUGCUCAAUUUUACGUUCUUGCCUUCUUUCCCUUGUGUUAUAGUGAGGGAGCAUAGCGCGAUGCCCGCAUGUUUCACAGUAUGGAGUGAUUUACUAAACUGGGAAAUAUGGAGGAUUGACAAAUCCUCCAUAUUUUCUGACCAAAAAAAAUCAAAUUGGAAAUGUUUUUGGUUUUUUUUUCUUCAAUCCAGCUGUCCCUUGUCUGUUACUUAAAUGAUGGAGGGGAGCUCCCUCGAUAUCAGGCAUUCUUACCACCAAUUGGCAAAAUAUGUGCCUCCAGGAUGUCUACUCGCAUCUCCCAGUAAAGCUACGGGAAGCAUACAGGUGGCAUCAGAAAGGUUCACUUACUGUCGGCCAUUUUAUCCAAGCUUUCCCAGUCAGAAAACUGAGGUGGAUGGAAGACAUCACCCUUUAAGUGCCAAUAUGGAUCAGUCUUAGAGCUCCAGUUCCCUGUGUCCAUGUAGUUUAACCCUUCUUGUGCACACAUAUAUCCCUGUUAUUGUUACCCUGAUUCAAUAUUCAUAGGGUCCAACUUUUGUCCAGCAAGCACCUUCCUUGGGUUUUGUUAAAUUUUUCUUGCAAGAUACCCAACAAAGUUAGAUGGGAAUCCAAUCGUUUGGCUUUCAAGGAAUCUUGAAUGUUGUACAUCUAUUUUCUUUCUAACAUAAAAGGACCUUAAACAUUCUUGUAACUUUUCAAUCUUUUCUAAUGCAACAUUUUUAUUCUCUUUUGUUGACCAAAACUUUGGAGAGACACCGGUCUUUCGACUGGCUUCCAAUUUCUUCCUGUUACUCAACCCUUUUCCCCAGUAUCAUCAUCUGGAUGUCUUACCUGUAUAGACAAUAUUUCACACUUCCCCUUAAAUCAUUUAUUUACACUCUCAUAGUUCCUUCACAUCUCAGUAGUGAUCUCCUUUUAUAACUUUGGGUUAGAAUCCAUCAAACUGGCUUUUGCCUAAAAACCUCAAUUCCUACCAGGACGUACGUUUUUGGCAAUCACCCCAUAACUCCUCCAACAUCUGUUUUUCCUUACAAACCUAUUCAUCACACUGCUAUGUGACAUAGUAUCAUCCCGGAGUAUUUUAGAACUUUGAACAUUAAUAUUAUCUUUUAUGUAUAGACCCCUUCUAAUGCAGAAUACAUGAUGAACACUUAGAGUCCAUUUCCAGCUCCAAUCAGGGCUCGUAGAACAUCAUAGAUUACAUUGAUUAAUUGUGAUUUGACUUAUCCAUGUGUUUUCCUUGGAAGGAGUGAUGCGUGAUAACGUUAUACAUGGUAAAGCUUGUAUACCUGCAGGCUUAUUAUUACCCCACACUCAAGGCCUGCCAUUGCUGUUUUAAGGCAGGGAGGGUUUGCAGGUCAUGCUGUCAGUGUACUUAACACAGCUGCUUGCGUCUCACUUUAAUACAAUGUGUAAACGUAUUAACGCGGGAUUAUCAGAUUUGUAACAGUGUUGGCUCAUAACACACUCCUUCCUGAUCCCUUCACAGAGGGACCAAAAUUCCGUCAACUAGAGCUGCCUACAAUUUGGGAAGGAGGAGGGAGGGGGGUGGGUAAUGUGUGCUUAUAUAAUGAUUUGUCAUAAUUACAAGUCAUCUAUAAUACUCUAAACUGUAACAAAAUGAAAGCAAGAAAUUCAGUUUUAUCUGUAAAUAUUAAAUUCCCCUGAUUUCAGCUUUGAUUGUGAGGAUUUAAAAGAACGUUUCAAAAAAAUUAGAAAGAGAGACACAGAAAGCUCAGUACAGAGGUCGUACAAGGUUUUAGCUAAUUUGAGAAAGCCCCCCGUCCCUCCUUGACCCCGCACUUACUGAUGGAAGCCCACCAUCUGCUGAGUGAUUUCUGAGCUUCGCGCUCCCUUGCAGGCUAAUUGCUUUGGGGUUUGUUUUUCUUUUGCUUGGUCUAUAAUUUCUACAUAAAUGGAUUACUUUGGGAUUUUUCUAAUUAGCAGAAUUUAGCGUUUGACAUUAAAGUAGCGAUCAUGUGAUGAAAUAAGGGUGUUUGCAUUACAGAGACUGAGGACUGAGUAAAUACAUAGCGAAUACAAUAACAAUACGUGAACCCCUACAUUUAUUGUCCAUAACUCAAUACAUUUAAAUUAUCACUGCUGGCACUGUGACCCAUUAUUGCAGUCUAAAAGGCCAUUAUUGUUGGCUGCUAAGAGCAGUGAAUGAAUUACUACAGCUGAUAAUUAGUCACAUAUUGAGUGUAUCUGUGCUUUUGGUUUGUGUGCAUAACCAGUCCAAGUACAUGCUAAGGGUUAAAGUUCAGAGAUACGAUGAAAUCCAAAGAGAAUGCACCACUAAAGGCCUGAUAAAACCUACUACUUAUUGAACCUACUGCAUUUUCCUACUGCUGCAAUCACAUACACAAACACACUGAAUUGGUGCAAUAAAAAAAAAGCCAUGUAUGUAAAAAUACCCAGAGAUUUUAAGUGUAGAAAUUUGUACAAUACUAAAUUAUAAACAAAUAGUGAGUAAUUCUCCAACUGUAACCACGGGCAACAUCUUAUUAUAGAUUCAUACAGCUUGAUUUCACAAGCAUAAAAAAAAUGUAUUGGAGGUUUACAAUGAAAGAGCCACCCCACAGUGAAAUGUAAAAUUAAAGACACACUCAAUAUGGACAAACUGACGGGCCAAAUACACGACACUCUGAAAGUUUUCUAUAAAAUAUGGAGUGUUGUGUGCAUUGGGUUGUGUGUAUCUCUUGUGUGUGACUGGAAUGUCUUUCUGUGUGCCUGUGAUAGUCUUUGUCUUCAGCCAUAUUGUGGAGACCUACAUCCAUCCAUCCAUACAUACAUACAUACAUAUAAUACAACAGCCCCCAUGCAAACAAACCGCUGCACAAGCAGCAUCGACGAACACACCAUAACUGAUAACAUACAACCUUGCAGGUAGCCACUCAUAUACAAUACCCCAACCUACAUACAAUACACAUAUAUACAUACACAGCACCAUACAACAUAUAACCCACACACACAAUUCACAAGCAGCAUCCCUAUACAGAGCCCAAAUUCAAAAACAUGAUGCACAGCCUACAUACAUACAUAACGGACAACACCACAAAUUGCUUAUACAUAUACUAUUAGAACACAGCUCACAUAUGCACAAAUACAAAUCUAUAAAGCAGUAACAGCAACAUACACACAAACUAAUUUAAUUUAAAAAACAAAUUAGGACCGGCACGCCAAGAGAUUUCAGAGCCUUCUUUUGGUAUGGUGCUGCUAAGAGCUUGCCCACCCCUGUUAUCGCUGAGGACAAACCUAUGGAUUCCAGUCAGGAAUUCAAUGUGCAAUCAAAUUUAGUUCUGGAAGAUUAAUACUUUAUUAAAUAACCCUGUUGAAUUGCUAAAAUGGUGGUGACUUGUUUUUUUCCAACAAUUUCAAUAAACAACAUUUAGGAUGUGGACGGUAUACCAUUUUUUGGUAUAUUUUUACAUGUGGAAUUAAUUCUGUGCUGGAUCCCACAUUAUACCUAAAAUUAGGAAUACUUUGACUCUUGUACCUGGAUAAAGACUGUAUCCCUUUCUGAAGGUGAGAGCUGACGUGUUGUAAGGUAGCCUGUGACAUUUGAUAGAAUGUUCAGAUUUAAUGUAACCUUCUUUUUGGUUGGUUUGUGUUUUGUUGAACCUUUUCCUUUAUAUGAAUCUGCUCUAGAACAUUGUACUUGGAAGUUGGACGUUGACGAUUCAGGUUUAGGGAUCAUGUCGAGUACUCAGCCCUAAGCUCCUAGUAUAGACACUUUGUUAAUUCUUCAUGGGGCUGGAUGACUGCUCCACCUUUUCAUAGAUGGUAAAGAUUAAGAGGAUGACAAGAGGCAUCUGCUUACACAGCGUUAGGAGCUAAUCUCCAGGCCCUAAGAAAACUCUUGAAGAGAGGGAUGGAGAAAGAUAAACCUCUCCAUUUGUUUUAUAUCACUGAAGCAUCAUCCCUGCACACUAGAGUUUCUUGGAGCCAUUAACCUUUGGGCCACGAGAUUUCGUUCUUAGGGUCAUUAGAAAGCCAGAACUUCAUCUACACCUUUUGAGCUGAGUGAAGAUCUCAACUAAAGAGCAUCAUUCAGAGAUUUCAGGUGACAUGAGUUCACCCACAGGAUCCAUACUCAGUACCAGCGCAGAAGACAGCCAGUCAGGUAGGAAGACUCUAAGAAUCUUUGUCACAACUGGUCAACCCAAAGAUUUAUUUCACUUCACCCAAAAUCAUCACUCACUGUCUCCAAUGUAUAACUCAUACUAAUUUUAUAAUACACAGAGGGUUAUUCACUAACAGGGUUUGAGAUGAAGUGACAAAUUCAUUUUAUAUCUGGGGCCAAAAUAGAAGUUUUGGAGAAUUUGUCUCCCAGCUUGGCCACCAUCUCUUAACGUUUAUAAUUCCCUUCCCAGUUCUAGACCGGUUUCCUGUAUAAAACGUGGUGUCUCAUAUGAGCCAUCUAACACUAUUAUUUUGAAACAUACAGAGACCGGAUGAAAAGUUUCUUCCCGGAGUUAUGUACAAAAUGGCCCAGCAAGACACUCCUAAAUACAGAUUUCAUAGUACUCACUAAUUGAAACCUACAGCUCCAAAAAUGAUUUGCCAAUCAAAUGUUUGUUACUUUUUAAACAUGACUCUUAAAAUCUUUUAACCCUAUGGAGAACUUGGAGAUACAACUAUUAAUUUUAAAUAAAGAGCGAAUACUUUAUUAUUCCUACUUUCAUGCAUGCAUUGUCAAUUAUAUCUUGCAUUCACAAUAACAUUUGUUUUUUAAAAAAACUAUUAUAAUAAAGAGCGAAUAGAACAUUCUUUGUUAAUCUAAUUUACUUCCGGUGGAAUAUUCUAAUUAUUCUGUUCAAUGAGCUGCACCUAAUUAAGAUGAAGGGGCAUAAACUAAAGGAUAAAAUAGGGGUGAUGGUGCCUUUUGAUAUACACUUUGAUGUAUAUACAUUCUAAAAUUUAAGACAAAUGGAAUGCUUUUUGUUUUUUACAAUGUUUAAAAAGUUGGUGAAUGAAUGAAUUGCUUAAUCAAAAAACUGCAAGGGGCAGUCUCCUAUAAACCCUUGUGUUAAGAUUGGGGAGCUAAGGAAGUGAUUUAAAAUGACAUAAAUAGUUAAUAACAAUAUGGAAUGUAAUAUACUAAAUAACAGAUUUAGAAUCAGUGUUUUUGUUUUUUUUUAAAUAAAUUUGAGAAACUGAGAAAUAUUUUAUGGAUCGUACACAUAUAAAUGUAAUUCAAAUAAGUUCAUUUUACUAUCCCGGUCUCCUCUGUAGAUGUAUGUUGUAGUUCAUUUACUGUAUGGUAAAUUGUGAAGAAUUGACAAGGAGAUUGUACGUUUUAGGACAAAAUAUUUAUGUAACAAAUUGCCCUUUUCAAAAAUGUUUUUGUGUGUUAUAUGUUACAAUUUCUUUGCCAAUGCUUUACAUUUCACAGUUUUGUUAAUAAACCUUAUUAUAGUUGUAACGGACAGACAGAUAAAACAGUAGUACAGAUGCCAAACGGACACAAAAAAAAAUGGUUAUUCAGUAAAGUGAGAAUUCUCAUGAAUUCAAUUUCUACUUCACAUUUUUGAAUAGAAAAUAAAAUAGCUGAAUUGGAAGCAUUGGUGACUUAGGUCCGUUCGGCUAUUUGGACCUUAAAUUCAUUUUUAAUUCCCACCAGUUGUCACUUUAGUAAAUAACCCUUUUUGUUGUGUAGGACAUUACUCCUCCUGCAGUGUGUAUGGUACUCUGCGCAGUGUUUAGGUGCUUGUUGUGUUAAUUGUACUUUUCAGUUCUACUAUAUCACAAUCAGCCAAUAAUUUACCUGGGGGAUUUUAAUUGUAUCUUGGAUCUCUCCCUGGAUAGGAGUGCCCCCACCCUCAGGGUCCCCCUCCCGCCCGGCUCUGGAAAGGGGUAAGGGGUUAAAACUUACCCUUUUCCAGCGCUGGGCGGAGAGCUCUCCUCCUCCGAUCCUCCUCUUCUCCUCCCCAUCGGCUGAAUGCGCACGCGCGGCAAGAGCUGCGCGCGCAUUCAGCCGGUCACAUAGGAAAGCAUUUAUAAUGCUUUCUUAUGGACGCUGGCGUGCUCUCACUGUGAAAAUCACAGUGAGAAGCACGCAAGCGCCUCUAGCGGCUGUCAAUGAGACAGCCACUAGAGGAAAUAGGGGAAGGCUUAACCCAUUCACAAACAAAGCAGUUUCUCUGAAACUGCUAUGUUUAUGAAAAAAUGGGUUAACCCUAGCUGGACCUGGCACCCAGACCACUUCAUUAAGCUGAAGUGGUCUGGGUGCCUAGAGUGGUCCUUUAAUGAUAAAACUGUUAAAACUCAAUCUAACUGGAAACGUAACGAUAAUUUAUUGUACAAACAGCAAUACCUUUGUAUUAUAGAACUGGGCAAUUAAAAAUUAAACAUAUUUCACAGUGCUGUAUAAUGGGUAGGGAUUGAAAACGAAAAAGGUGAGAGUGACUCUGAGCUUAAAAUCCAGUAUGUAAGUGGUGAAUGAUUUCUAUAAUCUGUUCGUAUCUGAAGUGACCACCAUGUUCUGCCAUUUUAUUAUAGUUCCAAGUCCAGCCCCCGGCCCUGCUCCCAGUCCAGCCCUUUUGUGCCGUGUUUGUGGUGACAGCAGCAGUGGAAAGCAUUAUGGGAUAUUCGCCUGCAAUGGCUGCAGCGGUUUCUUUAAGAGGAGUGUCCGGAGAAAACUUAUAUACAGGUAAACCACCACCAUCCACCAUUUAGCUAUAAAUAUCAAGGCUGAUUGGCUCUCUUGGAAUGGAAGCCAAUCAGCUCUGAGCAUAGGCGUGCGCAGGGGGUGUGCCCAGAGGCAAUUUAAUGGAAGACCCCGCUGUUCUUCCCGUCCACUAUUUAGGUCUGUUGUUCCCAACCCAGUCCUCAAGUACCCCCUAAAAGUCCAAGAUUUAGGGAUUACCCAGCUGUGUCUAAGGUGUUCUUAGAAAGAAAAAAAAAAGACACUUUAGACACAACAGGGGUAAUCCCUAAAUCCUGGGCUGGUAGGGGGUACUUGAGCACUGGGUUGGGAACCCCUGAUUUAGGUCUCUGGUAGCAUUUUGUUUUUGAAGAAAAAUACAGGAAAACUAAGAAUUGAAUAGAUUUAAACUCCAGUAACCCCUAGGCAGAGACAGGCUACCCUCUUAAUAUAUGUAAAAUACAAGCAAAUUACAAGGGAUGGGAGGAAUGCAUGCUGGACAUCUACACAAAGGAUGGAUUUUGUCCAAAGUGGGUAGAGAUGUUCUGUGAUGUCUGUAGUUUAUCUGAAAUCUAUACAGGUGCAACUAAAAUGCAUCACAAUGACCUUCUAUAGCAACCAUAAAAUAUGGCGACUGGAGUGUUUUGUUGAAUUUUAGUAAUUGCCCCAGUGUGAGUUUCAGGAACCGUAGCAAAGUAUCAUAAGAGAUCAAAGUGUGACAUGGACAGGUGCAGAUAUUAUAUUGCACAGUGCAGGAUUUGGGACCAUUAUGACUGCAAUGCCUACCCAGGUCCCUUUGCUUUGUUACAGAUGCCAAGCUGGUACAGGGAUGUGUCCAGUGGAUAAAGCACACAGAAACCAGUGUCAGGCCUGCAGACUAAAGAAAUGUCUCCAAACUGGAAUGAACAAGGAUGGUGAGUUCUAAAUGUUUAUGUUGAGAUCCCAUUUGCCAACUUCCAAAUAAAUAAUUCCUGCCAGUCAUUAUGAGUGAGGUGCUGAAGGUCGACAAGGACACUUGGCCGGAGACAACAGCCAUGCUCAUUAUGGCCAGGUUUUCCUAAUCAUAAAUGUAAUAUAAAAAGGGGCACAAAUUAAACAAUAAUUCCAUGUUACAUUGUGUAACAAACAUUGAAAAACAACUCUUUGAGUAUAUCAGGGAUGUGGUUACUCUAUCCUCUUAAAAAGGAAUGCUCAAGAAGUCAUGAAUUAAUUCCAUAUCUGUGUCUGACAGUAUUAUUCUGAAAUGCAGGGGGCAUACUCCUUCCCACCACUAUAAAAACUCAUAUGAAUUGCCUCUUGCCCAUAUAGAAUCUCUCAUUGAUGAUAUAACACUGUGCCCUCUAAAGACACUGUACAACUAAAAGUAAAGGCUACUGUGAAGUCAAUCUAUAAGUGUAUGCCACGGUCUUCGCAGAAUUGCUGUCCAAAUUAUGUCCUGACCUGUGUAUCAGUGCCAACCACUUUUGUGCCAUCAUCAUACCCAAUGUCCUUACUAAAUCAAGUGCCGUGCGCUUUAGCUCUCCUUAUUAGCUUUGGGCCCCUAGGUUUUACUACCAAGUUUACAGAGGAGUGAAUAAAAAAAACUUUAACUGUUAAACUUAACUGUUUUACUUAAUUUAAUUGUUAGAGAGUUACUGUCCUCCAAACAAUUGCCAGUUGGGAAGGAAUUUUUUUUUCUAGAGGGUUAACCUGUUAUCUUCACUGGUUACAGCUAUUGAAGAAGAUGGGAAAAUUCCUAAAAAAAAAAAAAGAAAUAUAUAUAUAUAUAUGGGCUUGUCACCAGUGGGGUACCUCAGGGAUCUGUAUUUGGACCCAUUCUCUUUAAUAUUUUUAUUAGUGAUAUUGCAGAAGGUCUUGAUGGUAAGGUAUGUCUUUUUGCUGAUGAUACUAAGAUAUGUAACAGGGUUGAUGUUCCAGGAGGGAUAAGCCAAAUGGGGAAUGAUUUAGGUAAACUAGUAAAAUGGUCAGAAUUGUGGCAACUGACAUUUAAUGUGGAUAAAUGCAAGAUAAUGCAUCUUGGACGUAAAAACCCAAGGGCAGAGUACAGAAUAUUUGAUAGAAUCCUAACCUCAACAUAUGAGGAAAGGGAUUUAGAGGUGAUUAUUUCUGAUGACUUAAAGGUAGGCAGACAAUGUAAUAGAGCAGCAGGAAAUGCUAGCAGAAUGCUUGGUUGUAUAGGGAGAGGUAUUAGCAGUAGAAAGAGGGAUGUGCUCAUGCCAUUGUACAGAACACUGAUGAGACCUCACUUGGAGUAUUGUACGCAGUACUGGAGACCGUAUCUUCAGAAGGUUAUUGAUACCUUAGAGAGGGUUCAGAGAAGGGCUACUAAACUGGUUCAUGGAUUGCGGGAUAAAACUUACCAGGAAAGGUUAAAGGAUCUUAACAUGUAUAGCUUGGAGGAAAGACGAGACAGGGGGGAUAUGAUAGAAACAUUUAAAUAUAUAAAGGGAAUCAACACAGUAAAGGAGGAGACUAUAUUUAAAAGAAGAAAAACUACCACAACAAGAGGACAUAGUCUUAAAUUAGAGGGACAAAGGUUUAAAAAUAAUAUCAGGAAGUAUUACUUUACUGAGAGGGUAGUGGAUGAAUGGAAUAGCCUUCCAGCUGAAGUGGUAGCGGUUAACACAGUAAAGGAGUUCAAGCAAGCGUGGGAUAGGCAUAAGGCUAUCCUAACUAUAAGAUAAGGCCAGGGACUAAUGAAAGUAGAAAAUUGGGAAGACUAGAUGGGCCAAAUGGUUCUUAUCUGCCAUCACAUUCUAUGCUUCCUUCUCUCUCUCUCUCUCUCUCUCUCUCUCUCUCUCUCUCUCUCUCUAUCUCUAUAUCUCUAUAUAUAUAUCUCUAUAUCUCUAUAUAUAUAUCUAUAUAUAUAUAUCUCUAUAUCUCUAUAUAUAUAUCUCUAUAUAUAUAUCUAUCUAUCUAUAUCUAUCUAUCUAUCUAUCUAUAUAUAUCUAUCUAUAUAUAUAUAUAUCUAUAUCAACCAACAGGCUACUUUUCUAAAAGUUAUUUAGCUAUGUUGUUUACUCAGCCAUGUAUUAUUGUUAAACCAUAUUCACACCACCACCCAAAUAUAUCUAUUUUCCACAUUUGUAGUCACCUUAUUGUUCUCCUUACAGCUGUCCAAAAUGAACGUCAGCCUCGCAGCACAUCUCAGAUCCGUUUGGAUAGCAUUGAUCUGGACAUGGACAGUCGCUCAGAGCACCUGGCUACCACUCGGGAGCCUCUACCUUCCUGUCCUCCUGUCAACAGCCUCCGAACUCCUGUCCCUAGUGUGAUAACUGGGGCACUAAGCCCACCACACAACCACCGUUUCAUGGCAAGCUUGAUGACUGCAGAGACAUGUGCCAAGCUGGAACCAGAAGAAGGUGUGGAGGGAAUUAAUUUUAAAGGGAGUUUGGGAAGUUACUAAUGUAAGAAAGAUCAAAAUAUUUCUAACAGGCAAUGGCCUUAAACUGAGAGCAAUGUUACUAUCUGCCAACUGGAUCCUAUGACAUAAUUAUUAAUGGUGGAUCUGUGUAUCUGUCAAAGAAAACUAUUGGCUGCCGAGGAUAACAGGUUCACAAAUAAUCAAAAAUUGCAUUAUUUUAUUGGUUUAGGCAGAAUAUGAUCUCACUUUACAAACAACAUAACACUCUAGGCAGUUCCCCUGAUCUCUUCUUACCUUUUCAGCUGAAGAAAAUAUUGAUGUUACAAGUAAUGAGCCAGAACGCACUCCUAGUGACUUUCAGAUGUCUGGGUUUCCAACAUCCAGUCCAGAGGGGGUGUACGAGACCUCAGCACGCCUCCUCUUCAUGGCAGUGAAAUGGGCAAAGAACCUUCCUGUAUUUUCGAAUCUUCCAUUCAGGGACCAGGUGAGAAUAACAUUCCUAACAUGUGGUGGGAAUACAUUCUCUAUGUCAACAGAGUGGCUGGACUUUAUAAACCAAGAGAGACUCAAAAAGUGUUUGACACUAACUGGGAAAAAUGUGCCCAAAGACUCUUUUCACCGUAAUCACAAUAAAGAGAUGUGGUGACUGUGGUUCUAAUAGUACCCCUUUAAGAUUUUACUUGUUUGAAAUCUUGCGUUUUCAUAAUACUUAUUGGAUGUGACUAUACUUCUAUUCAUUAACUCAUCUUGACUUCCUGUUUGUCAGGUGAUCCUUCUGGAGGAAGCAUGGAGUGAGCUUUUUCUCUUAUGUGCCAUCCAGUGGUCUAUGCCAUUAGACAGCUGUCCAUUGCUGUCUGUGCCAGAUCUGGCUCCUAACAUCCAUGGUAAAUCCAUCUCCUCCAGCGUAGAGGUUCGAGUUCUCCAAGAAACCAUCAGCCGAUUUAAGUCACUCAGUGUUGACCCAACUGAAUUUGCCUGUAUGAAGGCUGUUAUGCUCUUUAAGCCUGGUGAGUACUGAGAGGCUGAUAAAAUAUAUUACGCAAGGACCUUUUCUUUCUAGUCUUGUUCUUCUACUAAACACCAAUUACAUUUUUUUUUUUAAUUAUUGUCCUCUAAUGACAUGCUGUAGAGAUCAUGGUGCCAGGAGUCCCACAGUUAGAAAUAAAACAGUUUUCAAACAAUUUGACACUUACCUUCCCCGGGUGCCUCUAACCCAGACUCCUCUUCAGAUAUGAUCAGAAAAUCCCUACGUCUGCAUUAGUGACAUGAAUUCCGCCCUAUAUUAGGAUAUAUCUGAUGCUCACAGCCAAUUAAAUAUGCUAAACUAAGAAUGGGAGAUGAGGGACCACAUUUAAAAAUGUUGCCUGUUUUGAAGAGAUGCUGCUGAAGUCCAUUAUGUACAAACCAUGUAUUUUAUGUAUAUAUGGUCUUCAAUUGAAUUACUAUUUCUUUUUGAAAUAUGUUGCAGAAACAUUAAAAAUCCUACUCCCUUCUGUUGCAGAAACCAGGGGUUUAAAAGAUCCUGAACAAGUAGAAAAUCUACAGGACCAGUCUCAGAUGAUGUUGGCCCAACACACCAGAAGCCAUUACCCCACCCAACCUGUCAGGUAAUUUACUAAUAACAGGAGAAUAUGGUGAAUAAGCCUAGACCUCACAGCUUGACAUAAGUAAUAUGUCACACAAGGUCAUGUACAUAUAGCCCAACAAUCUUUAGAAUUAGCCAUUGGUAUUACAGUACAAUAAAUGUAUGUGUAGGUACUCUCUGAUACGGAUGUGGUGUUUGGAUAACAAGCACCUGUAGAGUAAGAAAUGGGGGAAGGAUGAUCACUCUACAUUUUUCCUGGUUCUUAUCAGGUUUGGAAAACUUCUUCUUCUGUCUCCAUCCCUUCGAUUCAUCUCAUCAGAACGCAUCGAACUUCUGUUCUUUCAUCGAACCAUUGGUAACACCCCUAUGGAAAAACUGCUCUGCGACAUGUUUAAAAACUGA